Messenger RNA from Chenopodium quinoa (quinoa), 3951 nucleotides. RefSeq lists its product as uncharacterized. NCBI's taxonomy places the organism in Eukaryota, Viridiplantae, Streptophyta, Magnoliopsida, Caryophyllales, Amaranthaceae. Gene Ontology annotation, biological process: DNA repair; telomere maintenance. The record is from RefSeq and is a predicted model, not a curated record. Bases 1 to 3951 code for a protein of 1316 amino acids. The transcript has 6 exons. Gene Ontology annotation, molecular function: DNA helicase activity.
AUGGUACUUGCAUCUUUUCAUAUUCACGAUGUUCUUGGUGCUGCUAUAGGGCGACAGUUACCAAUAGAGUCUUCCAGACUUUCUUUGCCUGUCUACUGUGAUAAAUGUGGUGCGAAAAAGUUUAUGUUUGAGUCCUUGCAUUUCUGUUGUGGAAAUGGAGACAUAGAAAUAGCUCCGAAUGAGUAUCCUCCUGAACUUGUUUACCUGUUCACUUCGAAGGACGAAGUUGCCGUGCAUUUUCGAAAAUAUGCUAGAUUAUACAAUAAUUUGUUCGCAUACAGUUCUCUUGGGGGUCAGUAUUAUGCAAGCACUUACAAAGGGAUUUAUGUAUUCAAAUUGCAUGACCAACUGUAUCAUUUUGUUCCACACUUAUUGGCUAAUGAUAACAGUCCCAAAUACCUACAAUUGUACUUCUAUGAUGGGCAGCAUGAAGCACAGAAUAGGUUGAAUUGUUUCCCUAUACUAAGAGAGGAUGUGAUUAGCAUCCUCAUGCAUGUAUCCAAACAAAAUCCUUAUGCUAUGUUCUUCCGGUCUUUAAGAGACAGAGUUAUUCAUGCGGAUACAACAAUUGUUCUUAAUAAAAACCCAAUACUUGGUCAGCGUGUUUAUAAUGCUCCUGCUGUUGAUGAUGUCGCCGUAAUCUGGCCUGAAAAUGCUUCAUCUAGCCAAACCUUAGGCCCUCAUAUAUUAGUAACUGGAAAUUCUGAUGAGUCUUAUCGAAUUUAUCAUAAUUAUGGUUGCUAUGAUCCCCUUCAGUAUCCUUUGUUAUUUCCUCAAGGAGAAUGUGGCUGGACUCAGGGUCUUAAAAAAAAUUCUCAUCCAAGGAGAAGAUCAACAGACUCGAUCCCAGAUCCUAUAAUGUCUUGCGCCGUCCAUACUGCUGCAGAUUUAGUUAACGAGGAAGAAACACGUGCAAAAAGACAUAAUACUAGAGCAGACAAGUUCAUUUCUGCCAGAGAAUAUUAUGCAUACAAGUUGCAGAUUAGGCCUAAUAACAUGCUUUUGCGGGCAAGCCGAUGCUUCCAGCAAUAUAUAGUUGAUAUGUAUGUCAAGAUUGAAAAUACACGACUUGAUUACUUUCGUAACAAUCAAGAGACAAUUCGGGCUGAUCUGUAUAAAGGUAUUUUGGAUUCGCUAGAUUCUGGGGAAACUCUUGGUUAUAAUGUUGGGCGCAAAGUUAUUUUACCUCCAAAUUAUAUUGGUGGCCCUCGGGAUAUGAAGAAACGUUACCUAAAUGCUAUGGCUUUAGUGCACAGAUUUGGUAAGCCAGAUCUUUUUGUCACAAUCACCUGUAACGCUAAUUGGCCUGAAAUAAAAGCUGAACUAGCUACUGGUGAAACGGCACAGGAUAGACCGGACUUAGUUGCUAGAGUUUUCAGAGCAAAAUUACUUGCGCUGAAAAAAGAAAUCAUGGAGAAAAAAAUAUUUGGGGAAGUUGCUGCAAUGGUAUAUGUAGUCGAGUUCCAAAAGAGAGGUUUGCCUCACGCUCAUUUCUUGAUUAUUCUGAAACCUAAAUACAAGUUAAAGUCUCCGGAUGACUAUGACAGGUUUGUUUGUGCUGAAAUACCUGCAAUAUUAAAUCUUACCUUGAGAAGAAUUGUGUUAGCACAUAUGAUGCAUGGUCCUUGCGGUAUAUUGAAUCCAGAGUGUCCAUGUAUGCGGAAGGAUGACCUGAAGCUAAGUUGUAAGAACAAGUACCCUAAGCAGUUUUGCAGUGAAACAACUAAUAAUAAAGAUGGUUAUCCUAUCUACCGCAGAAGACAGACUGGAGAGAAGGUAACCAUAAGAAAUGCACAACUAGACAACCAGUGGGUUAUUCCUUACAAUCCUUAUCUUUCUUUGCUAUUUGAUUGUCAUUUGAAUGUUGAAGUAUGCUCGACAAUCAAGGCAGUUAAGUAUCUAUACAAGUAUGUAUAUAAGGGUCAUGAUAGAAUUUCAUACAAUGUUGUGCCUUCUAGCAGUGACUUAGUAGAUGAAAUUGCUCAAUAUCAAUCAGGAGGUGGGUAUCUCCUUGUGAAGCUGCAUGGAGAAUAUUCAGUUCAUUUACCUAAUAUGCAAACUGUUCACAUUCGCCCUCAUGAAAGGCUACACUCUGUUGUUUCAGACUCUAAAUGGUCAAGAACUCAGUUAACUGAAUUCUUUGCAAUGAAUGCUGCUUCUAACCAUGGACUAGGAUAUUUCCCUAAGUCAUUUGAGGCUUUGCGUACUGUCAACGGUUGUCUUUACCCAACUUUUCAGGAAGCUGCGCUAAAGCUUGGCCUUAUAGAAGAUGAUGAUGCGGCUAAUUCAACGUUGUCUGAAGCAUGUGAGACUCAUAUGCCAGCUGCAUUACGUCGUCUAUUUGCAACAGUGUUGAUGUUUUGUCAUCCAGGUGACCCUGCUUCUCUAUGGAAUACCUAUUAUUCUUUUCUUGCCGAAGACUUUUCUCACAAGUACCCAAAUCAGUUCUUGAAAAUACAACAACUUACAGUCACAGCAGUGGAGCAGCACCUUGAAGCCAUGGGAAAAUCACUUGCGUUCUUUGGUUUGGAGCAAUUAAAUUCCCAAGUUAGUGAUGAAUUCAGGCGUACAAAAGACAUUUUAGAUGCUCUUGAUGCACCAAUACCAGAAGAAUGUUUAAGCUGCCGUUCAAAGUUAAACCUUGCACAGAAUGCUGCUUUUGAGAGUAUAAUGGACCAUGUUAUGCAGGGGAAAGGUGGAGCUUUCUUUAUUGAUGGUCCUGGAGCAAACAUUCCUUCGGGCAGAACUGCUCAUUCACGAUUCAAAAUUCCAAUUAAUGAUGAAAUUUCCUUAGCGUGUGAUGUUCCAAAACAAGGUAGUUUAGCAGCAUUGUUAAAGGAAACUACCUUGAUAAUAUGGGAUGAAGCUUCAAUGGCUAAAAAGCAAAAUCUAGAAUCUUUAGACCUUUUAUUACAGGAUAUAUGUGGGAAUAAGAUGUUGUUUGGAGGAAAGGUUGUUGUUUUUGGAGGAGAUUUCAGACAGGUUUUGCCAGUAGUUCCUCGAAAAACUAUGAAGGAAGCAGUAGAAGCAAGCAUAGUGACUUCGUAUCUUUGGCCCAAGUUUAUCAAAUUUCGACUAACAGAAAAUAUUAGAGCAAGGGAAGAUCCAUUGUAUUAUGCUUUUCUACUAGCUUUAGGUAAUGGUGAAUUACAACAAUCAGAAAAUGCCUUUAUCGAGCUGCCAGAACAGAUCGUACAGUGCAAUAACAAUUUCAUAGAAUUAGUGGGUAUCGUUACAGAAACAUCCUUUCCAGAAAUAUUUCAUGGGAAAUUUGAUUGUGAAGUUUUUGCUAGAAAGGCAAUUUUAACACCCAUGAAUGACGAUGUGGAUUCCAUAAACACAUUCAUGAUUGAGCAAUUCCCUGGACACGCUGUAACGUACAAGAGUUUUGAUGCAAUUCUAAAUGAUACAUGUAGUAUAUAUCCUACAGAAUUCAUUAACAAGCUAUGUCCCGGUGGAAUGAGUCCUCAUGAGCUUGUUUUAAAGGAAAAUUGCCCUGUUAUACUAUUAAGAAAUUUGUUGCCAUCUUCAGGUCUAUGCAAUGGCACUAGGCUAAUCUGUAAGAAAUUUUUCCCAAAUGUGAUUCAAUGUAUUAUAGCUGUUGGCCAUUACAAAGGGGAAGAGGUGUUCAUACACAGAAUUAACUUAAGACCUUCUAGCUCUGUCAAUUAUCCAUUCAUGUUCGAAAGAAAACAGUUUCCUAUAAAGCUAAGCUUUGCUAUGACAAUUAACAAGUCUCAAGGGCAAACUUUAAAUCAAGUAUCCAUUUAUCUCCCACGGCCAUGCUUUUCCCAUGGGCAACUUUAUGUUGCAUUAUCACGGGCCAAGAAAUCAACAGAUGUUUGCGUUUUUACAAAAAAUGGUGGAGACCAGUGUUCUGCAAAUGCUGUUAAGAAUGUAGUGUCUUAUGAACUAUUACGUCUAGCAGGCAUUAUUGAAAAUCAUGCAUGA